This is a messenger RNA of Cryphonectria parasitica EP155, 1362 nucleotides long. RefSeq lists its product as uncharacterized. The transcript has 2 exons. NCBI's taxonomy places the organism in Eukaryota, Fungi, Ascomycota, Sordariomycetes, Diaporthales, Cryphonectriaceae. The record is from RefSeq and is a predicted model, not a curated record. Gene Ontology annotation, biological process: secondary metabolite biosynthetic process. The annotation marks the transcript as partial. Gene Ontology annotation, molecular function: FAD binding; monooxygenase activity.
GUAGGCAUCAUCGGCGCCGGCCUGGGCGGUCUCGCCUGCGCCAUAGCCAUCCGCAUCCACAGCAACGAGACCAUCAAGGUGACGGUCCUCGAGGCCGCCCAGGAGCUGGGCGAAAUCGGCGCCGGCAUCCAGAUGACCCCCAACGUGGCGCGCCUGCUGGUCCGCUGGGGCGUGGCAGAUGUCAUCGGGCCCAACCUGGUCUCCUUUGACCGGCUCAACGUGCGCCGCAAGGAAGGGCGCAUCGUGGGCGGGACGAGUGUUCCUGGGGCAGGAGGCCCGGAGAGGUGGGCUGGGGCACCCUGGUGGCUUGUUCAUCGGAUGCACCUCCACGAUGGGCUGGUGAAGGUGGGCAGGGAGCGCGGGGUGGUGCUGGUGACUGGGGCGAGGGUGGCAGAGAUCAAGGCAGAGAAGGAGGAGGACGACGACAGAGGUGCUAGUAGAGAGUGGGCGUUUGAUCUCGUCAUCGGCGCGGACGGCCUGAACUCGGUGACGAGGCAGACGAUCCUGCCCUCUGUGAAGCCCUUUGCGCCGACCAACAACGCUGCGUACAGGGCCAUUGUCCCCGUCAAAUCGGUGCAGAGCGAUCCCCUGACGCGGGACCUCGUCGCAAAGCCCGAGAUGGACGUGUGGAUGGGCGCGGCCGAGGGAAAAGAGCACGGCUACGUGAUCGCGUACCAGAUCAGCGCGGGCAGCGUGUACAACCUCGUCUUCUCCCACCACAGGACCUACCCCGUCACAGACGUCGAGGACGCCUCUCUGGGCGAGGUGCGGGCGACGUACAAGGACUACGACCCUCGGCUCCAGAGGGUGCUCGACAUGGUGGCCCCUGGGUCGAUCCGCCGCUGGCCGCUCCUCGUCACGCGGUGCCCGACGACGUGGUCCUCGCCGCAGAAGAACGUGACCCUGCUGGGCGACGCGGCGCACUCCAUGGUCAACCACCUCGCCCAGGGCGCCGCCACGGCCAUGGAGGACGGGGCGUUUCUUGGGGUCGUGCUGCGGGAGGUGGCCAAGGGGACGAUCGCGCUGCGGGACGCCGUGGCUGGGUAUGAGCGGGCGAGGAUGCCGCUGGCGGAUCUGAAGCAGCAAAAGUCGUUUGUCAUGGGGCUGAUUUAUCAUCUGGAGGAGGGGAGUGCGGAACAGGCGGCGCGGGAUCGCCAGAUGGAAGGGGAGUUGAAGGGGGUGCAGCCUAUUCGGACGCCGGACUUGCAUGCUGACCCUCUGGUGUGGAGGACCAUCUUUGGUAAGUCAUGUUGUAUUCUCUGCAAUCUUGUCUCUUCUUUUGUUUUAUUUUUUCUUCUUUUUCUCUCUCUGUUUGUCUGUCUGUUUGUUUCCUGUGACGAACAUGGGAGAAUCGAACCGUGA